Molecule: messenger RNA, 1437 nt
Organism: Capsella rubella
Lineage: Eukaryota; Viridiplantae; Streptophyta; Magnoliopsida; Brassicales; Brassicaceae
Product: cytochrome P450 708A2
Exons: 8
Coding region: 1-1437 (478 amino acids)
Biological process (GO): sterol metabolic process
Molecular function (GO): heme binding; monooxygenase activity; oxidoreductase activity, acting on paired donors, with incorporation or reduction of molecular oxygen
Source: RefSeq, a predicted model, not a curated record
AUGAGUUUGUUUUGGAUAAUAGGAUUGUGGGUUAUAGCCUUAGUGGUUUUGAGGAUUGGACAUUGGUGGUACCGAUGGUCCAACCCUAAAACUAAUGGCAAGUUACCUCCGGGAUCAAUGGGUCUUCCCAUCAUCGGAGAGACAUUCGAUUUCUUUAAGCCUCAUGGAUUUUAUGAGAUCAACCCAUAUCUCAAGAAAAAGAUGUUGAGGUAUGGGCCUUUGUUUCGGAAGAACAUUCUUGGAGUAAAAACCAUUGUUUCGACGGAUAAGGAUGUUAACAUGGAGAUUUUACGACAAGAGAACAAGUCGUUCAUUUUAAGUUACCCGGAUGGUUUGGCGAAGCCAUUGGGAAAAGAUAGCUUGUUCUUCAAGAUAGGAAACAUCCACAAGCACAUGAAACAACUAACCCUUCGUCUAUUGUCCUCCGAGGGUUUGAAGAGGAAAAUAUUAAAAGAUAUGGACCGCGUAACACGAGAGCAUCUUCGUUCUAAUGCUAGCAAAGGAAGAUUCGACGUUAAGGAAGCAGUUUCAAGUUUGAUAAUAGCCCACUUGACACCAAAGAUGAUAAGUAAUCUCAAACCAGAGACUCAAGAAAAGCAUAUGGGAAAUUUCAAGGCCUUUAGUUUUGAUUGGUUUCUAACAUCCUAUAUCAUCUCUGCUGGGAGGGGUCUUUACAAUACUAUUUGGGCAUGUAAAGAAGUAAUCCAAGGGAUAAGGGAUAUCUACGCGAGGAGAAGAACAUCAAAUGAGAAGUACGAUGACUUCCUCAACACGGCAAUAGAGGAGUUAGAGAAAACAGGAGGAUUAGUGAACGAAGCUGCAAUUGUAGCCCUCAUCUUAACUCUUUCAUGUAUCACUCAAGAUACUACAUCUAAGGCCACUUGCUUGGCUGUGAAAUUCUUAUCGGAAAACCCUAAAGUUCUCGCAGAGUUAAAGAAAGAGCAUGAGGCAAUCCUUGAAAGCAGAGACGACAAAGAAAAUGGAGUUACUUGGGAAGAAUAUAGACACAAGAUGACUUUCACCAACAUGGUUAUCAAUGAGUCCCUUCGGAUAACGAAUCUGGCUCCUAUGAUGUUUAGAAAAGCGGUGAAAGAUGUCGAAAUCAAAGGAUACACGAUUCCAUCAGGUUGGAUAGUAAUGAUUAUACCUUCAGUGGUUCAUUUCGAUCCUGAAAUCUAUGAAAACCCUUUUGAGUUUAAUCCAUGGAGGUGGGAGGGGAAAGAGCUGCGGUCAGGGUCGAAAACUUUCAUGGUGUUUGGAACUGGAGUUAGGCAGUGCGCUGGUGCAGAGUUUGCUAGGCUUCAGAUUUCAAUUUUCCUUCAUCAUCUUGUCACCACUUACAACUUCUCGUUAUCCCAAGACUGUGAGGUUGUUCGUGUACCUGGUGCUCAUCUUCCCAAAGGCAUCUCUAUAAACAUCUCCAAGUGUGCCAAAUAA